This is a messenger RNA of Malassezia sympodialis ATCC 42132, 1569 nucleotides long. RefSeq names its product Flavin-binding monooxygenase-like protein, ambiguous GPI prediction. Lineage: Eukaryota; Fungi; Basidiomycota; Malasseziomycetes; Malasseziales; Malasseziaceae. The transcript is spliced from 2 exons. The record is from RefSeq and is a predicted model, not a curated record. Bases 1 to 1569 code for a protein of 522 amino acids. Gene Ontology annotation, molecular function: flavin adenine dinucleotide binding; N,N-dimethylaniline monooxygenase activity; NADP binding.
AUGGGUUGCCAAUGUGUAUGGAGAUUCUUUGCUGCUAUUAUAAUUUAUCUGUACGAGUGGGUUCAUCCGAUUCCACCUAAGACCAACGACGUUAAAUUUGGCCAUGUUGCUGUGAUUGGCGCUGGUCUCACUGGUAUCUCGACGGCAUCUCAACUGAUUUCACACGGAUUUGAUGUUACUAUCUUUGAGGCUGAAUCUGAAACUGGUGGCAUCUGGUCGAAUGUCAAUUCAACUAGUGGAUUACAGAUUAACUCAAUUAUGUAUCGGUUCCAUCCACUGGUUCUAUGGAAGGGUUUUUACCCCCAUCGCGACGAAAUUCUCAGCAACAUCCGUCGUAUUUGGACUAGUUAUGGACUAAAGGAGCGGACUCGUUUCAACACGCCGGUGACAAAGGUGGAGCGACAUUCGUCUUCAACCCCUCUUGAUGACGGAAAGGGUCACACUCGUUGGGUCAUCAAUGGCAACCAGUCUGAAGUGUUUGACGGACUUGUCGUUACCAUUGGUACCUGCGGUAAACCGAAGUGGAUCAAACUUCCGGGUCAAGAAAAGUUCAAGGGCAAGAUUGUGCAUUCCAGCCAGCUUGAUUCGGUUGACUUCAAGGACAAGAGAGUAUUAAUCAUUGGUGGCGGCGCCAGUGGAGUUGAGGCCGCCGAAACAGCCUAUUCUCUUGGGGCCUCCAAGCCAACUAUUAUUGCUCGCAGCGACAAAUGGAUUAUUCCACGCAAUAUGGUUGUGGAUUGCUUGCUGUCCCUGCAACCAUUCGGACGUGAAAUGCCGCUUUCGUUCAUUCCAGAAUAUCUGCUUAAGAAGUUCCAUUACCGUGAUCUUGCAGAGAAAAUGUGCCCCACGGCUGGAUUCUUCACUGGCACGCCAAUUGUGAAUAACACUUUUUUGACGCAUGUGCGCGAAGGCCACGCUGAUUAUCAACGUGGAGAUGUCAUUGAUCUCAAGGAAGAUGGUAUUGAAUGGAAUGCACGCACUCGCUUUCAAAAGAAAGGAGAAGAAGGUGAGAAGACAUUCAGCCGUGCCGACGUGAUUGUACUGGCUGCUGGCUUUGAGCGGCCUUCCUUCGACUUCUUGCCCGAAGAUCUUUUCCCAGACAAGUACCAAGCUCCGAACAUGUAUCUGCAAGUUUUCCCGGUCGUUGACUGGAGCGUUUUGUGCACUAACUCCACGUUUCACAAUGCUGUUGGUACUGUUGGACAUAUUCACAUCGGCAUUUAUGCGCGUAUUUUGAGCCUAUUUCUACUUGACAAAGCCACGCGUCCAAAGCCCCGUGAUAUGCGUCUUUGGGUCGAUUGUAUUCAUUUUAUUAAGGAGCAUGCGCCGGGAGGACAACUGGAUUUCUUCACAUACAUGGAACUGUGCCUUUGGUUCAUGUCAUUCCUAUGCUUCCGCCCGCUUCGCCUGAAGUACUGUUUCUUUGUCCUGUUUAGCUAUGGCUUUUGGAGCAAAACCAAGACCGGUACACCCAAAUUCCAUUACUCGACAUUUUACCUGCUCAAGCGUGUCACUGCCGGGGUUCGUCGAUUGCCGAUUGCGCUUCCCACGUUCCCUUCGCUUCAAUAA